AUGCUCGCAGAAAGCAGAGCACAGCCCUUUCUGCACAGAUACUCCAUCACCUCGAGGGAAGACACAGCAUCCCUCAACUUCCCUCUCUCUCGCCGCACGUGGCACGAAUGUGAUGCAGGAACCACCGUCCGGCCGGGAGGAGGCGGUCCCGGGCCGCCCCGCACCACGCGGCGAACAGCUCCGCCCCACCCGGCUCCGCCUGACCGCGCCGCGCCGCUCGCAGCCGCUUCUCCGCGCCCCGAGAUGCCGCUUUUCAGCGUGCCCAAGGAGGUGGCCGUCGGCACGGCCAUGCUGGGGGUCGCCUUCGCCACGGGGAUGCUGGCAGGUAAAAGAUAUCCGUCCCUAUUGUUUGGGACAUCCAAACCACACAAGAGUAUUAUUGGGAAAAGCAGCCCUCUGUGGCAAUACAUACUGGAUCAUUCCUUGCGGGAACACCCGAUUCUCAAGAAGCUGCGCCUGCUCACUGCAGAAUAUCCCUGGGGCAAAAUGAUGGUGUCCUGUGACCAGGCUCAGCUUAUGGCAAAUUUAAUCAAACUCAUAAAAGCAAAGAAAGUUAUUGAAGUAGGUGUUCUUACAGGAUAUAAUGCCUUGAGUAUGGCACUUGCCCUCCCAGAUAACGGCAGAGUUAUUGCUUGUGACAUAAAUGAAGAUUAUGCCAAAAUUGGAAAGCCACUGUGGAAAGAAGCAGGAGUAGAUCAUAAAAUUGACCUACGGAUUAAGCCAGCUACUCAAACACUUGAUGAGCUGUUGGCUGGUGGAGAAGCAGAAACCUUUGACUUUGCUUUCAUUGAUGCGGAUAAGGAAAGCUACAAUGAGUACUAUGAAAAAUGUUUGCGCCUCAUAAAGAAAGGGGGAAUAAUAGCUAUUGAUAAUGUUCUUCGGGGUGGAAUGGUGCUAAAACCAAGAAAGGAUGACUUGGCAACGCAGAGCAUCCACCAUCUCAAUGAGAAGCUUGUCAGAGAUGCACGAGUCAACAUCAGCAUGAUCCCAAUGGGGGAUGGAGUGACAUUAGUGUUCAAGUUGUAAAGGAAGGAGGCCCAGCACAUGGGAAACUGCAAGCACUGGAUCACCAGGAAAAAUGUAGCCAGAAUGCUGUCAAAAAUGAUUAUUUAACCCGUACCUCCACAGGAUAGCACAGCCUGGGAAAGUAGACUUACAGAAUCAGCAAGACUCUAAGGGCAGUUAAGUUGAAGAUAGAGAUCUGCUUGGAGAUGUACUAUGUCUUCUUAUUUUAAUUAUAAUGAAGGAAGUAUAUUAGAAAAUUGCCUUUUUAAGACAGUGAUUGAAAAAAUAAAUAAAUGUGUGGAGAAUGACAGACUUCCAACUGUGUCAGCACAACAAAGAGUUCUUCUAUCCUGAAAGAGGGUAUUGAGUCUGAGACAAAAGGAGGGUGAGGGCACAGGGAAUUAAAUCACACAAGUAUUAAGUAAUUGGGGCAAGAUUGUGGAGAAUACCAAAAUCACUCUCAGAAAUAAACUUAAACCACUAGAACAUUCUUUCCCUAUGUUUUCACUGAUUAGAAGGGACAUUAAUUACACCUUCCACUGCUGAGGAGUAAGUCUUGAAUUUGGACAGGAAGAAAGGCCUUGAGUAGCAGCUAGCGCUGGUUGAGCUGAGAGAGAACAAAAAACAGUGAUGUAACUCAGCACAGAUUCGCAUUAAUUGAAAUGGGUCCCACUUUUUUAUAACUAAGAAGGACAAAGCAGAGAGUCUUUUAUGUUACCAGGAGAUCAAUGUUCAGCUGGGAAAAAAAAAAAGAAAAAAAAAAAUCAUUUUCUGGUUGCCUUAUUGCUGUCUGUUUUGUUGGGUUCUGUCUGUGGAAGUCAUAUCAAGGUGGAUAAAGAAGUGGCUAAAGUACAUGUUUUGGUGACACAUUUUGAGGACUGCAGAGGUGGGCAAACACUACAGAGUGAACUUGGAACUCACAUGUGAUUAGUCUCUAAAAGCAGCAUCGAACUUGGGCUAUUCAGUACUUCCAUACAAGCUAAAAAUCCUUGCAGGUAAGAGUGUUCAUCAGACUGUUUCUGUGGGGUUCCCAUCUGUUGGGAACAUCUGUCUCAAAGUAAAAGAGUGAAUCUGCCCAGUUUCAGUGGGUCUUUGCACAUCCUGCAUGUUUCUAACAAAACUGGGCCAAUAAAAUCUCCAUUUUUCCUA
Molecule: messenger RNA, 2154 nt
Organism: Coturnix japonica (Japanese quail)
Lineage: Eukaryota; Metazoa; Chordata; Aves; Galliformes; Phasianidae
Gene: COMTD1
Product: catechol-O-methyltransferase domain containing 1
Molecular function (GO): S-adenosylmethionine-dependent methyltransferase activity; O-methyltransferase activity
Source: RefSeq, a predicted model, not a curated record